Messenger RNA from Didymodactylos carnosus, 381 nucleotides. The record is from the annotation of a GenBank genome assembly. Lineage: Eukaryota; Metazoa; Rotifera; Eurotatoria; Philodinida; Philodinidae.
AUGGCUGAGUGCGAUUCAUUAACACGAUUAAAUACAAAUGCUCAACUAUCAGCAGAUGAAAAACGUCCAUCAUCACGUCCAUCCAUGGAUAUAAAAUAUGCAUUGCUCGUUAUAUCAGUUUCAUUUACUUUGUUAGCACUUGUGUUCUCUAUAACUGCAUUAUUAUUACCGUAUUGGAAACUUAUUCGUUUGGGCGAUAACAGAUUUGAUUACAGUUCCAUUGAUUCAUUAAUUCGUACACCAGUAAAGCGGUUUUUUGAUUCAAUGUACCAUAUCACAUCGUCGAAGUCAUCAACUGAUCUAACUGGACUUGUGCAACCAGCCAGAUGUGGCCAUAAUUAUAUUCCAAAGUUUAAUGCUAAUGAUUUCAAAAACCGUUAG